This is a messenger RNA of Pipra filicauda (Wire-tailed manakin), 1348 nucleotides long. It is a transcript of the gene GPR132, whose product is annotated as G protein-coupled receptor 132. The coding region runs from base 1 to 1101 and encodes 366 amino acids. Gene Ontology annotation, cellular component: membrane. Gene Ontology annotation, molecular function: G protein-coupled receptor activity. Gene Ontology annotation, biological process: G protein-coupled receptor signaling pathway; G1/S transition of mitotic cell cycle; negative regulation of G2/M transition of mitotic cell cycle. The transcript has a single exon. The record is from RefSeq and is a predicted model, not a curated record. Lineage: Eukaryota; Metazoa; Chordata; Aves; Passeriformes; Pipridae.
AUGGAAGACUGUGUAGACACAAAAAAUAACUCCACUUGCCCAGGAAUUCCCUACGAAGAGAGCCAGCCACUUCUGGUUGCUGUUUACAGCAUCGUUUUUGCCAUAGGCCUUCCAGCAAAUUGCUUAACUUCCCUGCUUACACUGGUACAAAUCCAAAGGAAUAAAAUAAUUGCCAUCUACAUUUUCAGUUUAUCGUUGUGUGAGCUGAUGUAUAUAAGUACCUUGCCUCUCUGGAUUAUCUAUGUGCAAAACAGGCACAGAUGGACCAUGGGUGACACUGCUUGCAAAAUAACAGGAUUCAUCUUUUUCUGCAAUAUAUACAUCAGCAUUCUGCUUUUGUGCUGCAUUUCUCUGGAUCGUUACGUGGCACUAGUGUAUCCUCUGGAAUCAAGGGGGAGAAGAGGACAGAAAAAAGCCAUCAUAAUAGUCUGUUUUCUUUUUGCUGUGGUUGCAGUAAUCCACACUCCAGUAUUUUACAUGGAAGAUGAGCAAAACCACACAAACAGAACCUGCUUUGAGACUGUGCCCCUUGGCAUAAAAUUGGCUUCUUUCAGCUUUGCUAGAUUCCUAUUUGGAUUUGCCAUACCCUUCACAAUCCUCAUUUUCACAAACUACAAAAUUUUUCAAAUUACAAAAAGUAGCAGCAGCUUGACUUGUCACCAAAAAGCCAAAGUGAAGUAUCUGGCUAUUGCCAUUAUUGUAAUUUUCCUGAUCUGCUUUGCUCCCUACCAUGUGGUACUCAUAAUAAGAGCCAUACACUUCAUGUUUAAUCAGAAUUGCCCAUGUCCAUUUGAAAGAAAGGUAUAUUCAAUUUUUACAGUGUUUCUCUGUUUAGGCACUGCAAAUGGUGUUGCUGAUCCAAUCAUCUACGUGCUGGUUAGUGAAAACAUCAGAAGAGAUUGUUACAGGAGCCUGAGGAGAUGGAGAUUGAACUCAUCCAAGCUAAAUUCAUCCAUUAAUCACAAGACUGAGAGCAGAAAAUCAAAAAUACAAGAAGAAUCAGGGGAAGAAGGGCAAAGGGAAGAAAACAAAGAACUAACAGAUUCGUCCAACAUUCAAAAGACCUGUACUAGUGGCAGAGACCAAGAAGGUGGCAGCUAGCAGGUAGAUGUUGAAACAAAUAAGAAGUUCCCAAUGCCAGCUGCAGGCUGCAGACUGUAGGACACAAGUAUUUCCAUGCUCACAUCAUCUUGCAUGUCCUGCAUGGGUCAGCAACUCCUCGAGGACACUACGGGAGCAAUAAUUCUUAUUUCUUCUGUUUGUCUCCUACAAUAAACUUUGCCCACCAGUAUCAUCGGUGAGAAUAUUGCUUUGCUAAGGAUUACGUGGAAUAAACCAAGUAAUUUAC